AUGUUAGAUUUUCUCGAAACCCAUUGUAAAUAUUUACAAAGAGUCACCAUCGAUAAGUCUGACUUCUCAAACGCCGGUACUAAUAAAAAAGCUCCUACGAAAAGUGGUUACGCGAAAUCGUCCGAAAGACUCACCUCGCAUGCAACGACAAAAAAAACGUGUCCGCUCUGUGGCGACUCUCAUGGACUUUAUAAUUGUGAGAGACUGCGGGCACUUCAUGUGUCAUCGCGAAUUGAGGAAGUUCAGCGUUUGCGAAUUUGCUACAAUUGUUUAUCUCCCGGGCAUCAUAAUCGUCAAUGCAAUGCGGGACCAUGCACUAAAUGCAAAAGGAAGCACAAUACUUUGCUUCAUCUUAAAACUAGUGUAGCCGAGAACGCGAAUAUUCGGCAGAGUAUUGAAGUCGUUCAAAACUUAACAUCUAAAGGCGAUCAGCCGAUUAAUACCACUCUCGUUGCUCAUUCUAGGUGUAUGGAUAAUGAGCAUGUAAUAUUAGGAACUGCACUUGUAUGGACAAAGGAUCGGAGAGGAAAGCUGUAUGAAUGUCGCGUUUUACUUGACUCGUGUUCUCAAGUAAACCUUAUGACACGCGAAUUCUGUAAAAAAUUAGGACUUCCGAUGCUAACUUCCGACACUGUGGUUUCUGGAGUAUUUAAACACGAACAGGAGCAACAGCAUCGCGCUCACGUCACAUUUAAUUCGCGAUGUACCGGUUUUUCACAACAAAUUACGUACCUCAUUAGAACGGACAUUACCGAUGACAUGCCGAACGUGCGAUUGCGUAGAAGUGACUUCAGCAGCCCUGAUGGAAUUACAAUGGCUGAUCCAAGAUUCGCUGAAACGCGCCCUAUCGAUCUUUUAACCGGCGGGGGUACAUUUUGGAAGCUUUUAUGUGUCGGGCAGAUCCAACUUCGCGAAGAUCAACCGAUAUUACAAAAAACGCAACUUGGAUGGAUUGUCGCCGGUCCCAUGGAACUUCCACACCCCUCAUACAAAUCAAAGGCUCUGUGUAAUUUGAUUACUAAUCAGCAAUUACAUAAUGAAGUCCAACUAUUCUGGGAAAUCGAGCAUUAUUCAGUCAAAAGGGAUCAACCAGAACUGGAUUCACGUGACGUCUGUGAGCAGCACUUUCUGUCAACGACUAAGCGUGACCCUGAAGGACGAUUGAUCGUGACAAUUCCCUUUAAGGACGAGGUCAAUGAACUUGGGGACUCUCUGAAAAUGGCAGAAAAACGGUUAUUCGCGAUGGAGCGUAAGAGAGAGAAAUGUCCUGAGUUAAAUAAUAAGUAUAUUGAGUUUAUGAAUGAUUAUCAAGAUAAACAACAUAUGGUUCAAAUUCCGGAAGAAGCACAUACCGAUGGACACGUAAAUUAUUUACCUCACCAUGCAGUAUUUAAAGAAGGCAGCACUACUACCAAAUUACGCGUUGUUUUCGAUGAGGUUAAAUGA
Messenger RNA from Belonocnema kinseyi, 1446 nucleotides. RefSeq lists its product as uncharacterized. The coding region runs from base 1 to 1446 and encodes 481 amino acids. The record is from RefSeq and is a predicted model, not a curated record. Gene Ontology annotation, molecular function: zinc ion binding; nucleic acid binding. NCBI's taxonomy places the organism in Eukaryota, Metazoa, Arthropoda, Insecta, Hymenoptera, Cynipidae. The transcript has a single exon.